UCGAUCAACCCCGAACCCUAACCCACUCCAACCCACCCCCGCAAAGCCAACACUACACUACUGCACGGAAGUCUUCGGUUCCAUGUCUGUGAUUACUCACAGACUGCACCACAGAAGAAUCCGAACCCGCCAGCAAAGGCCCUACACGAAGAGGGAAACCAAGUCUGGGUUUCUCUCCUCGUGCGGUGCCUUUGAUGGCGAAGAAGAAGAAUCCGAGAAAGAGAAGGAGGAGGAGGCCCAUAAAUGGCAAGGACAGCCUCGAGGAUCCUCAUCUCCCUCGUGACAUGUCGCCAAACCCUUAGCCCCAGAGUCCAUGAGCACGGGGAAAUUAUUUCUUCAGAAGGUCCGGGGUGAGUGAUCUUAGGCGUACAUAGACGUGGGACCCGAUAGGCGUAGGUCCAUGGUGGGACCCGGCCCGGCCCCCGCUUCUCGUCUGCGACCGCCCUGGCGCUAUCCACAAACGCAGGAGCAUUGGCAGCAGUGGCUUCUCGGCCGGUCGCAGUGUCGAGGACGAAGUAGAAGCGAGCAGGGAAAGUGGCAGACGGCGAAUCGUGGGUUGUUCUUCGUAAGAGGUGGGCACAGAUUUUCUGGAGAAUUCUUAAAGUGUGUCUUCGAAUUUGGGUUUUGUGCUUGUGGUGGACACACUACAUCCUAGAAGUCGGGGCGAUGGCUGCCGGAGGUCUGAGAGGAGGACUCGACUCUCCGCUCGCUGUAACCACGAGGAGAAUUUUUUUAUCACGGCGGUUGUGAAGGUUAUUAGAAUUAGAUUUUGUGAAGUUCGGUUGCAGGGCAGGGCGGAGGGGUGAAGAAUCUCUGGUUUUUGUGAAGUUUGGGGAUUGGCAGAUGAUUGUGAUGGUUUGUUAGUUUGUACUGGAGGUUGUUUAAGAUGGCCGGAGGAGCGGUGACAAUCGCUUGCACGCUUACCAUGCGAGCUGUGCCGUCUUGGUGUACGAAUUCUCCGGCAACAAAUUUCUUACUUUCGCAAUUCCCAGCUGGUUUACGUGGAGAAGGAUUAGGGUUGAGAUUGGGGCGGAACAAAUGUUUUUGGCGAGUCCCCCAUGGAGAAAAGAAGGGCGGUUCGAAUUGGAGACUGCCCGAAUUGUCCUGCGCAUUAGGUAGUGAUGGCAAAGACUCUGCUCCAAGUGCUCCUAAAAAGGCCAUCGGGAUUCCCGUGCUAGACAGGGAUGAGAAAGGCAAUGUAGUUAUCAGAACAGCCAGGGUAGGUGAAAGUAUCAGUUUUGGACCAAUCGGAAAUGGGGGACCUAGCUUCAUGCCCAGCAGCACGAGGUCCAGUAGUUCGAAUCCGAGCAGGCCUCUUUCGACCAGUUCCAGUCCAAAUACCUCUAAGCAAAGUCAAUCGUCUGCCAAAGCUCCUUCUACGAGUAAUGUUAAACCCCGGGAGGAUGCUGCGAAAGGCGGUGACCGUACUAGGCCAAAAGCUGUAAAAUCUUCGUCCUCCCCAACAUCUAAAGAAACCACAACAAACCCGAGGAGAGGAAGCCCUGCAGCUGUAAAAUCUCCGUCCUCCCCAACAUCUAAAGAAACCACAACAAACCUGAGGAGAGGAGGCCCUGCAGCGAAAGCGCCAUCAGGACCGCCGCAGUAUUCCAAGGCAGCCAGAAGAUUCUACAAUGAGAAAUUUCGAGAGCCUGAGAGGCUCGCGAAAGUACUCGCCGCUGCCGGAGUGGCCUCCAGAAGAGCGAGCGAAGCGAUAGUAUUUGAAGGGCGUGUGUCCGUCAAUGGAAAAGUCUGCACUGUACCACAGACUCCUGUGGACCCUUUGAAAGACAUCAUAUAUGUGGACGGCAAUUCCCUCCCCAAGAAGAUGGCGACGAAAAUGUAUUUUGCCCUUAACAAGCCUAAGGGGUACAUCUGCUCGAGCGUGGAGGAAGGAAUGAAACCUGUUUUAUCUCUUUUUGACGAUUAUUUUAAAGUUUGGGCUCAAAGGAAUCCGGGAUUAUCUCGGCCUCGGAUGUUCACGGUUGGACGACUUGAUGUUGCAACCUCCGGACUCUUGCUGGUGACGAAUGAUGGAGAAUUCGCAAACAAGGUGUCUCAUCCAUCGUCCGGGUUGACCAAGGAGUACAUUGUCACAGUUAAUGAUAAAGUGACUAGAAGGCAACUCGCAGCAAUCGGUGAAGGAACUUUGGUCCAGGGAGUUAAGUGCGUGCCUACACUCGUUGAACCGAUGGACAUGGAACCUGGUGAAACCCGCCAAAGGAUCAAGAUAGUGGUGAGUGAAGGUCGUAAUCAUGAAGUUCGUCAUCUCGUUGAAGAUGCAGGUUUGCAGGUCCUUGCAUUGAAACGAGUUCGCAUCGGUGGAUUCAGGCUUUCUCGCAAACUAGGGAUAGGGAAAUUCGAUGAGCUCACAGAAGCACAAAUUGCCAAGGUUCUAGAUAAGAACCUACAGGCCAUUGUCUAGAGAAAGUAACUCCAGGCAAGAAUGACUGGUUUUGGCACCAAUUUUGUAGAUUAUCAUUCAGUAAGAGUAGGAUGAAAGCUCUAGCCGGGAAGAAAUCAACUUAUAUGUCACCAAAAUGAGACGAAUUGUCAACCAAUGUAUACGAGGUUUUACGAGUUUGUGGUACGCUAUCCAAUUUUGUGUUUCACCGCGUGAUUGACGUGAUUAAUACUUAUGUGACUGCUAAACGUGUUUUAUCACCGAUAUCUGCAAGGCGAACGUUUGAGAGUCUUUGCAUGGCAAUAAAACUAAUGACGU
Marchantia polymorpha subsp. ruderalis is the source of this 2719-nucleotide messenger RNA. The record is from the annotation of a GenBank genome assembly. Lineage: Eukaryota; Viridiplantae; Streptophyta; Marchantiopsida; Marchantiales; Marchantiaceae.